AUUUUAAUACAAGAAAUACUACGAUCUAUAAGUUUUGCCUGUCAUAGUAGGGCAAUGAACUAGAUGAACAUGAAGCCAAAAUCCUUAAAUUUUGCCUAUGUUGUUGUAUUGACGGCAAACAUCGUCAGCUUUGUAGCUGGUACCGUCCUAACAUGGACUUCUCCUGUGCUAGACAGACUAGGAAAUAAAAUAACAACUCCUUUUGAUCAUCCAGUGUCUUUAGAAGAAAGGUCAUGGAUAUCGUCUUUUUUUCCAUUAGGCGCUAUAUUUGGACCUUUUAUUUUCGGAUUUUUAGCAGAUAAGAUAGGAAGAAAGAAGACUUUAAUUAUAAGUGGGAUACCAUUUGUAGUAUGCUACUAUCUUCUUGCAUUUAGCAAACAUCUUGCUGUAUAUUAUGUUGCUAGAUUCUUUUUGGGUAUAGCUUUAGGUGGCGUUUAUACUGUCAUACCAAUGUAUGCUGGAGAAAUCGCUGAUAGUUCAAAUAGAGGAACUUUGGGUUCAAUGAUGAAUGUCUAUUUAUGUUUUGGGCUAUUUUUUUCUUAUUGUUUAGGCCCCUUUGUAAAUUUGAUGACAUUUAAUAUAAUUUUAGGAACAUUUCCAAUAAUAUUUUUGGUAAUAUUUACACUUAUUGCACCAGAAUCUCCACUGUAUUUGCUAAGCAAAAAUGAUAUACGAGGAGCAAAGAUCUGUCUUCAAAAAGUGAGAGGUUACAAUGUAGAUAUCAAUCAAGAACUUGAUAUGAUUCAGAAUAAAAUUGAAGAAGACGGAAAAGGUUCAGUAAUAGAUAUCUUUAAAUCUAAAUCACUAACAAAAGCUAUUGGUAUUACGAUUACAUUGGGAGUGAUUCAACAAUUUUCUGGAGUAAUCGCAGUAUUUUUUUAUGCUCAAUCUAUAUUUGAACAAGCUGGCAGUUCUUUAAGACCAGAGAUUUGCUCCAUCAUUAUUGGAUCUGUGCAAUUUCUUACUAGUUUUCUUACUCCGUUUUUAGUGGACCGUUGGGGUCGAAAAUUAUUAUUACUCAUAUCAGCAGCUGGUAUGGCUGUGUCAGAAAUUCUCCUAGGUAUUUACUGUUUAUUAAACUCUCACCAUUACGACGUUUCGUCAAUAACGUUUUUACCUAUUAUUUGCCUCAUUGGUUAUAUAUUUAUGUAUAACUUUGGAUACGGUCCGUUACCUUGGGUUAUUAUGGGAGAAACGUUCCCACCAAAUGUAAAGUCGUAUGCUUCUUCGAUCACUGCAGCUAUUUGUUGGACAGCUGGGUUUAUUAUAGGCAAGUAUUUUGAACCUUUGGUACUUCUAAUAGGAAUUGGUCCAGCUUUUUUUAUUUUUUCUGGAGUUUGUAUCUUAGCGGUACCAUUUUGUUUGUUUAUUGUUGUAGAAACGAAAGCUAAAAGUGUGGCAGAAAUCUUAAAAGACUUGGAUUAGUUCCGAGAAGACACAUUUAUAAUAAAUGAAUAUUAAAGGGACUUUUACUUUCUAAAUUGAAAGAAAACACAAUUUUAAAAUAUUAAACAAAAAAAAUUAUUAUAUUUAUGGUUAUAAUAAUUUUUUUAUUCAUUGUUAAGAAUGAUUUGAGGUAUAAAAAAAAUUUGGCACUUAUUUGUUUUUCACCACUGUCUUUCAAAAGAUACAUAAUUUUGGAAACUCUUUGUAACAAACUUUUUUUAAUUCUAAAGGGAUUGAGUUCUUGAGACUUCAAAAGCUAAUAAAUAUACCCUAUAUUUUUAAGGCAUUUAUAUGCGAUUUUAUAACAAUAAACGUUUUGCGGGUGAAAUUAACCCUGUAAUAAACAGAUAGGGUGUUUUUUUUAACAUUUUAGAGGUUUAUUUAGUAGUCGUAUAUAUAAAGCAUAAAAAGCAUUUGGUUUACUGAAAUUUGUAUAGUAGAUUUUGAGAAAAACGGCUCCCAGUUUUGAAAUAUGUGAUGUAAUGAAAAAGCGUGUGAAAUAUUUUACUGUAAUUUUAUAAAAUAAAAUGGCCAUAUUUAUUUUUUUACAUCU
Messenger RNA from Diabrotica balteata, 1999 nucleotides. The record is from the annotation of a GenBank genome assembly. NCBI's taxonomy places the organism in Eukaryota, Metazoa, Arthropoda, Insecta, Coleoptera, Chrysomelidae.